Cryptotermes secundus is the source of this 1116-nucleotide messenger RNA. RefSeq names its product signal recognition particle 14 kDa protein (gene Srp14). Gene Ontology annotation, cellular component: signal recognition particle, endoplasmic reticulum targeting. The record is from RefSeq and is a predicted model, not a curated record. Lineage: Eukaryota; Metazoa; Arthropoda; Insecta; Blattodea; Kalotermitidae. Bases 411 to 737 code for a protein of 108 amino acids. Gene Ontology annotation, biological process: SRP-dependent cotranslational protein targeting to membrane. The transcript is spliced from 4 exons. Gene Ontology annotation, molecular function: endoplasmic reticulum signal sequence receptor activity; 7S RNA binding.
GGCAUCCACGGCGUCAUCCAUAGCGCAAUGCGUCACACUAUAUUGCAGCUUCCAACAUAGAUUAUGUAGAGUUUAACAGAAAAAUAUAUGCAAGAGUUUAUGACGUGAGAAAUUUCGGGUCUGCGAGGACUGCAAGGCAGAGUGGUGUAGGAUGUGUAGAACAUUGGAAGACAAGACAGCUGAAGUGCAUGGGAGUGGUUUUUAAAAAUUCAGCCUGUGGUAGAGGAGUUUUAAGUUAAUAAAAUUAACAUUUAGUCAUUUGAACUUCGUAUUUUACGGUAUUUUUUAUUACGCCUUGAAACUUCGUACACUGUUGUAGAUGUGUGAACAAAUUUUGUGUCCUGGUUGGUAGCAUUGGUAGCACGGAUUGGAGUGGAUUUGUGGCAGGACCGGCAGGACCAUAUGCCAGUAUGGUGCUCCUGGAAAAUGAGGUUUUUCUGAGUGAACUGACGCGAAUGUUUCGGAGAGCAAGAAGCCAUGGAUCCGUUGUCUUGACUAUGAAAAGAUAUGAUGGCCGAACGAAACCCGCACCACGAGAAGGACGGAAGCCACUACCUGAGCCAUCUGAGUACAUGUGCUUAAUAAGAGCUACAUUAAGGACCCAGAAAAUUAGCACUGUCGUACACCCAAAAGAUGUAAACAAAUUUCAGCAGGCAUACUGCAAUUUGCUCAAAGGAAAUUUGGAUGGUUUGAAGAAACUGAAGAAAACAAAAACAAAAGCAAAAGCAACUCAGUGAUUUGUUCUGUAAAUUAAUGGUUUGUUUGCUUCUUUCUCCAAUUACUGCACAUUAUUUUUUCUAUUUGCUUUAUUCACUUUCCCAUUGGUGAGACUGAAACCUGUUCUGAUAGUGAUUCUUAAGGAAUCAAAUGUCACGUGUUGUCAUUUUAUACAGUGUGUUUCUGUAUAGGAAAGAUGUAUUUAUUCGUCACUGUAUGGACUUCAUUACAUGACUAAGAGAUGUUGACAUAAUAUACUGAAUAUAUUGAUGUUUAAUAUGAGUACAUUUAGUUCAGACAUACAAAUUUUAUUCUAUUUUUAUAUUGCAGAUUAGAUCUUGUGUAUUAUGAUCUGUAAAGAAUACUAAUACAGUGAACCUUUGGUUUUGUUAACCUGGA